AUGGCCAGUCAUGGCUUGAAGCAGACUGCCUCGCAAACGUUGCAACAGGCGCAGAUGAACGCGCUUUUGUCGCUGCUCAAUCUGAACGACCCCAUCACCGCAGCAUCUCCUACCGCCGGUAAAGCGUCAACGGGCUUGAAACUUCCCGCGACAUCAGGACCACCUGUGUGGAAGAUAUUGGUGCUGGACCAGCAGACGAAGGACGUGCUUGCGACGGUCUUGCGCGUGCAAGAUCUGCGGGAUAUUGGUGUGACAUUGCAUGUGCAGCUUCACGCCUCCCGUCCUCCAUUACCCGAUGUGCCCGCCGUCUACUUCAUCUCCCCGACUUUAGCGAAUAUUCAGAGGGUAGCGGAAGAUCUACAAAAGGGACUUUACGAGUCGUUCCACAUCAAUUUCUCAGAACCACUCUCGCGGUCACUGCUCGAAGAACUCGCGGCUUCAGUUGCGCGCGAUGGGACGGAGGAACUAGUCGCUGAGGUCGUGGAUCAGUACUUAUCAUUCAUCGCCCCCUCUGCCUCAUUGUACUCGCUACUCCCACCGUCCGUUCCGGUAGCUGCAACAUCCCCAACACCCGGCCAACCAGGGCCUUCCACCCCUACAUCUUCAUAUGCUAUCCUCAACUCUCCAGCCUCUUCUGAGCAGGAUAUUGAGAGUGAGAUUGAGAGGAUAGCCAGCGGACUGUUUAGUGUGGUAGCUACUAUGGGACAGGUGCCAAUCAUCCGUGCGCCAAAGGGUAAUGCCGCAGAGAUGGUUGCUAAAAAACUGGAGACUCGUAUCCGAGAUUCGCUCAUCACGGCUCAGCGAUCCCAAGGGUCCUCGUUAUUCUCGCAAGAUGCGGCAGGGCUGUCCAAUCUUCAGCGACCCUUGCUUCUCUUACUUGACCGGAAUAUCGACCUCGUGCCCCUCAUGUCGCACGGCUGGACAUACCAAGCCCUCGUAUCGGACUGCCUCGAGAUGAAGUUGAACCGGGUGACCGUUACACAACCGCAGAAGAAAGCUUUUGACCUCGACUCAAAGGAUUUCUUCUGGGCAAAGAACGCUGCGAGCCCGUUCCCACAGGUUGCAGAGGACAUCGAUGCAGAGCUCAACCGGUAUAAACAGGACGCGGCAGAGAUCACUCGGUCUACUGGUGUGAGCGACGUCAAUGAUAUCUCACAACUUGAUAUCUCGCACAAUGCGGCACACUUGAAGACAGCGAUCACCCAGCUACCGGAGCUCACUGCUAGGAAGGCAACUUUGGACACGCACAUGAAUAUUGCUACCGCAUUACUAGAGGAGAUUAAGAAGCGCGGGCUUGACGAGCUCUUCAGCACAGAGGAGGCGAUCACCAAGCAGACUACUGCUACGCUGCUCGAGACGUUAAGAUCUCCCAAAGGCGAGGGUGCUCCAACCCCCCUCGACAAGCUUCGUCUUGUUCUCGUCUUCUACUUGUCCAGUCAGGACAAUGCGGUUUCGAAAGACGACAUCGCCGCGCUCGAGACUGAACUAAAAAGGGCCGGCGCUGACGUUGCUGCGUUCGAGUAUGUUCGUAAGCUGCGCGAGAUCUCGCGUAUGAUGGUGCCGACUAUUCAGGGCACCGCAACCCCGAACAUCGGUGGUGGGCAGGGAGGCGAGUUAUUUAAGGGUAUCAGUUCCCUCUCCAACCGCCUUGCAGGGCGCUUCGGUGACACCGGUCUGGAGAACCUGAUCUCCGGCGUGAAGAACUUCUUGCCUGUGAAUAAGCUUUUCACAGUGACGCGCCUAACCGAAGCUCUUAUGGACUCGUCCGCUGCAUCAAACCAGUCGCUCGCGGAGACGGACGAGUUUGUGUUCUUAGACCCCCGCGCACCACGCUCGAGCGCUGCGCCCGCAUAUGGACAAGUUGGUGCACCUGGUGCCGGAGCGCGUGCACGCAGGAUGGCCUUUUCCGAGGGCCUUGUCUUCAUGGUGGGCGGCGCAGGCUAUGUCGAGUAUGGGAACCUGGAAGAAUGGGCGACGAAGGCGAACAAGAAGAUUAGUUACGGAGGUACGGAGAUAUGGGACCCUGAGGGCUUCGUGGGCGUCUUGCAGGAGCUCGGGGCUAAGAAGUAG
Molecule: messenger RNA, 2070 nt
Organism: Peniophora sp. CBMAI 1063
Lineage: Eukaryota; Fungi; Basidiomycota; Agaricomycetes; Russulales; Peniophoraceae
Source: the annotation of a GenBank genome assembly